AUGGCUCCAUCAAGAAAAAGUGCAAGAAAACCAAGAAGAAUCGUAAAGAAGAAGCUGAUAUCUAGGGCUGCUGAAACGAAAGUAGACAGUACUUCAUCUUCGCCGGUUAAAUCAUGUUCUGAUAACUCAGCGUUGAAGAAGAUGGAUGAGCUUAGCAGUAUCGGAUGUACAACCCCUAAAGCACAGAAGUACCAAAUACCAGAGAUUUCAACAUGCCCACCAGCUCCGAAGAAGCGAAGGCUUGUUUCGAGUUGUACAUUGAGGAGAACUCCGAUAUCUUUCUUUGAUCCUCCAGAUAUAGAGCUCUUCUUUGCUUCACACUUGGCAUCAAUUUAUAAACAUGUUCAUACCCAUGUAAGAUGA
This is a messenger RNA of Lactuca virosa, 363 nucleotides long. The record is from the annotation of a GenBank genome assembly. NCBI's taxonomy places the organism in Eukaryota, Viridiplantae, Streptophyta, Magnoliopsida, Asterales, Asteraceae.